Messenger RNA from Pollicipes pollicipes, 600 nucleotides. Its product is annotated as major myo-inositol transporter IolT-like. Lineage: Eukaryota; Metazoa; Arthropoda; Thecostraca; Pollicipedomorpha; Pollicipedidae. The record is from RefSeq and is a predicted model, not a curated record. Gene Ontology annotation, molecular function: transmembrane transporter activity. Gene Ontology annotation, cellular component: membrane. Gene Ontology annotation, biological process: transmembrane transport. The transcript has a single exon. The coding region runs from base 1 to 600 and encodes 199 amino acids.
AUGGUAUUGUUUGCUUGGUGCGGUGGCUUCACGGUGCUGCUCAUCACCGCCUUCGUGCUGGCACCGGUGCGGCUACCGCUAAGCGAGUACCAGCGUGCCAUGCUGCCGGCCGCGCUCGCCACGCUCGUCUGCGUCCCCAGCGGCAUUAUUAUCGAGAGAUACGGCCGGCUUCCGGUGCUACGUCUGGGCGGCGCACUCUCCGCCAUCGGCUGCGCCACGAUCGCCGCGUACUUCUUCCUUGCCGCGGAGUCUCAGGAGCGCCUCGGCUGGAUUGUACUGACGGGCGCGGCCCUGACGCAGGUGGCCUUUGUUGGUAUGAUAGCCAACGUCACAUUUAACUUCGCCAUCGAGCUGCUGCCCAACAAGACGCGCACCUUGGGCGCAAACAUCGCCCUUGCUGAAAUAAAUUUUUGUACAUUUGUCCUGAUGAAAAUGUACCCAGUCAUUAAAGGAGCGAUCGGUCUGGGUGGAGGCUUCAUCAUUCACAUGUUGGCGAGCUUGUGCCAGGUGUUAUUUGCCACAUUUUGUCUCAAGGAAACAAAGGGUCUCUCGCUGGAACAGAUUCAGCACUUGUUUCGGAGCGCUGACAAGGAAUCCUGA